Colletotrichum orchidophilum is the source of this 1050-nucleotide messenger RNA. RefSeq lists its product as uncharacterized. Gene Ontology annotation, molecular function: DNA binding; zinc ion binding. Gene Ontology annotation, biological process: DNA-templated transcription. Bases 1 to 1050 code for a protein of 349 amino acids. The transcript is spliced from 3 exons. The record is from RefSeq and is a predicted model, not a curated record. Lineage: Eukaryota; Fungi; Ascomycota; Sordariomycetes; Glomerellales; Glomerellaceae.
AUGCCGGAGACGAUCAGCGAAUGGCUCCCUUUCGAUGCCUCGCGACCAAAGCGACGGCGGGCCGAGCUAGUUUGCGAAGUUUGCCACGGCAAGAAGGUGAAAUGCGAUCUACAGGCCAGAACUUCUGAAGGCUACCAGACCUGCACAAAUUCCCAUUCAAGCCGUGUCCCUACACCACCAGCGACUUCGGCUUCUGGCGAAGCGGCAACAGCUUCGCAAACGGACGCGGUUGCUGAUGCCAUUCAUGUUCUGUCAACAGGCUUCAAUGAAUUCGUCCCGCCGCCUCCACCGUCUCGUUCUCGCUACUCAGCAUCAGAGCAGCACAGACAAGCCUCGUCUCCUUGUUCGUCCGCCCCAGUUGUGCGAUCUCAAGAACCUCAUCUUGCUCCAUCGCCAUCUCAGAGAUCUCAGAGCAGCGAUACACGCACUGAGGGCGUUGCAGAGAGCCAUACGGGCGAUAUCGAUACUGGUUUCUUGCAGGUCUAUGCCCCCGAGAACCAAUCAUACGCGGAAAAGCAGGCAUUAAAGGCGUCCUUGGAGCACAAGUACAUUCUCUCGAACCUUCGUGAACAAGAUCUCCUGGAAAGCUUUGCAGAAACUUAUUUCGAAUAUUGCUAUGCCUGGUGUCCAGUUUUGGAUUCCGAAACCCUUGAAAGCGAUAUUGCUCGAUCUCCCCUCCUUGCCAACGCGCUAGCAACUGCAGCAAGCAAUGUUCAACCCCCUUUGGUGCCUUACGAGGGACCGGCGGAGUAUUACAAGAAAGCACGCAGGAUAUUCUACGAAGAUGAGGAAUCUGAUGGGCUAACAACUCUCAUGGCUGUCUCUUUGUUUUACUGGUGGGCUCCACGUCCCCCAAGCACAGUCCAUCGACAUUCAUCAUGGUGGUGGACAUCGGUGCUCAUUCGUCACGCGCAGCAGAUGAAUCUUCAUCGUGAGCCCACAGCAAGCCAAGUCGUAUCCGGCAACUUGAACCUGGGCCUGCGAAGGAGAAUCUGGUGGACGGCAUUCGUAAGUGGCUCGAAAACUGUGGGCUCGUACAUGAUUUGCUAA